Molecule: messenger RNA, 1314 nt
Organism: Vicia faba (fava bean)
Lineage: Eukaryota; Viridiplantae; Streptophyta; Magnoliopsida; Fabales; Fabaceae
Source: the annotation of a GenBank genome assembly
AUGUUACUAACCUUAUGCUUCGCCAAUCUUUAUAUGCCACGGGGAAUCGAUCGGUUGAAUCCGUUGCAAGCCUAUCUUCCGAACCCCGCAUCAAAGUCUUGUCACCGUGCCCGCUUGGGGUUGGGUGCUGUUUGCAUAGCACUCAUAGGCUCUGGGACUGAUGACCUUACUAUUCUAGUCUUUUCCAGUAAGCCUUGUUGGAUGACUCAGAGCUCUUGUGCUCCCUCUUUUCAAUAUCCCUUUGCUGUCUUCGUAACCGCACGAAGUGACAGCGGGGAAGGAAAGCAAGGGACUGAUUACACUAGUAAGACAUGCCCAGAAGAGGAGGAAGGAAAGCUCAAAGAAUCCAACUCCAGCAGCAUAUUAACUGAUAUAGACGGAACGCGCCCCACAUUUUUAGGACGUUCCUAUCGAACACAUAUCCUACCUGUAAAGGGAAGAUCGGGCAAGACCCUUAUCUGUUCUUCUCAUCCGUACCGUACUCUUUAUAGAGAAUCUGUCAAAGAAUAUGAGACCUUUGCAGAAGGCAAUCAGCCGGAAAUCGAUGCCUUACAGCAUAAUCUUGGACUUGGCUUAGCUUCCUCCAAAAAAGAAAAAGCUAGUGCGGUUACGCCUUUUCCUAAUGCCCUUACUAAACCACCAACUGCGGUUAUUCCGCAAAGACCGGAUAAGGCGCAUCUAUCUAAUAGCGGACGAUUUUCGGCAACUUCGGAGCCCCGCCUGAGAAAGAAAGAAUACAUUCCUCACGUAUGCACAGGCCUAUGGGCUUUAGCAAGCCCCUUUCCAGUCGUGGCGUAUCAUUUCAAAAAGUUAAAGGCAUAUCACCGCAGUGACUCUUCCAUGUCAAAUAGUCUUCCAGUUGAGAUUUACGGUUCCGAGUUAGAUUCUAAUUGCGAGAAGGAGGAACUUAACUCCGAUUGUGAUGGCGACUGCCUAAUAAGAAUGGAGAAUAGGAGUACGCCACUCGUGGUCAGAGGAGAGCCUGGAGGAGAAUGGGAGAAAUCUUUUAGUUCGCCUUCAUUCCAUAGCUACUUAGUACCUCGGAUCCCUUCUCCUUUGAGAACUACCACUCAAGACUGUUGGAUCACUCAUCAAUGUCAUCAGCUUAAAAUUAUGGCUUUGGGGAAGCCGAUGCUAACUUGGCUGACACUGACACCGAGAGGAAAAGGCUUCUUUAUGGCAUUCCCGGCCUACGAGAAUAUCCUCUUCCCCAGGAAAGCUAACUCAAUAGGAAUUAUCUCUCUCGCCGAUGCUAUUGAAUCCGCAGCUGUUGGUCUUGGUGGUAGGGAUAUAAGACCAACAGUGGCUGUGUAA